AUGCUUCCCCGACUCUCUCGGUUGACAACGCGUCGACUCAAAGAUGUGACUCCAUCUACAACUGCAUCUGAUCUGCUUGCUGUGACUGGCUAUGUGUCUUACCCAUCUUCUGGCCUAGCCAACUUACUUCCCCUUGGGCUCAGAGUACAACGAAAGAUUGAGAAUAUCAUUCGAUCUGAGCUCGAUUCAAUUGGAUGUGCUGAGGUGUCGCUGUCCAACUUUUCGGAUCCUGACCUGUGGAGGAAAACAGGUCGUAUCAAUAACGGAGAACUGUUCCGGGUGAAUGACGGCAGCGAAGACCCACCCAUUAUCGCCCCAACGCAUGAAGAGGAAAUCACAAAUCUCAUUGCGCAGAAAAUUUCCAGUCCUAAGGAUCUGCCUAUACUGUGGUACCAAAUUGGAAAGAAAUACCGCAACGAAGCCCGGCCUCGUGGGGGCCUUCUGCGUGGAAAAGAAUUCACCAUGAAAGAUCUUUACUCGUUCGAUGUGGAUGAACCACGUGCACUUGAAAGCUACGAUCUGGUGAGAAAAGCCUACGAUCAGAUUUUUGGAAAGUUAGGUGUGCCAGUGAAAUCGGUGGCUGCUGACUCUGGUGCAAUCGGUGGAUCUCAUAGCCACGAGUACCAUGUUAUUGAUGCAUCUGGUGAGGACACUCUUGUCACAUGCUCGUCUUGUGACUAUUCAGCUAAUAUCGAGGUUGCUGAACGAGCUGCUGGUGACUCUGAGACCAUUUGCACUGAAGUCAAUGGCGUUCUUGUGACCCAUGAGUCAAGUCAUGCUGUUAAUCCCAGACUCGUUGAUAGAGCCCUUUCUUCCUAUGGACACGAUGCAUACAAAAUUUCAAUGCUAAGAGAUGGUGUGUCGCACAAUCUAACGACCCCCAAGGAAGGUGAUUCAUGUCCUAAUUGCACCUCGUCAUUGAAGUUUUCUAACGCCAUUGAGGUUGGUCACACAUUCUACCUUGGUACCAAAUAUUCUAAGUCUCUAUCGUGUGACUUCAAGAACUCCGAGAAUAAGCUUACCCCUGCAUUCAUGGGGUGCUACGGCAUCGGAAUUACUAGAUUAGUGGCUGCUAUUGCCGAAGUGUCUCGUGACCAGCAUGGUCUCAAAUGGCCUUCCAAUGUGGCCCCUUACGAAACUGUGGUCAUUCUAGGAGGUGGUGCGACUGAAUCAACGCUUUUGGAUAAAGCUUCUGAACUGGGGGCUUUACUACAAGAUGCUGUUAUCGAUGAUCGGCCAAAAAGAUCCAUUGGGUGGAAAAUCAACGAGGCGAAACUCAUGGGUUUUCCUCAGGUUGUGGUAGUAAAGAAGGACGGAAUCGAAGUUAUCCACAGAUAG
This is a messenger RNA of Yarrowia lipolytica CLIB122, 1338 nucleotides long. RefSeq lists its product as uncharacterized. Lineage: Eukaryota; Fungi; Ascomycota; Dipodascomycetes; Dipodascales. Gene Ontology annotation, molecular function: ATP binding; proline-tRNA ligase activity. Gene Ontology annotation, cellular component: cytoplasm; mitochondrion. Gene Ontology annotation, biological process: prolyl-tRNA aminoacylation. The record is from RefSeq and is a predicted model, not a curated record.